Molecule: messenger RNA, 2336 nt
Organism: Blepharisma stoltei
Lineage: Eukaryota; Ciliophora; Heterotrichea; Heterotrichida; Blepharismidae
Source: the annotation of a GenBank genome assembly
AUGGUUCUUGGUGAAUUAGGCACUCGAAUUUCAAAUGCUCUGAGAAAACUUCAAAAUGCUACUAUUAUAGACGAAGAAGUCUUAAAAGAAUGUUUACUCUCCCCAUCUUUGAUCGAACGAUAUCAUUGAAAAUCUAAAAUUGAGGAAGUUAAUUCCAUCCUUGUUCGAACGAAAUUCUCAUACUUUAGAAUGAUAACCAUUCCUUUUUAGUCUCAGAAAUAAAAUGGUGAUGUUUAUGGUAGAUAGACUCCGAGGCACACUCCUUAUAGAGCAGGUAUGACCCGUACCGAUGAAGCUGAAAAUAGUGCCUCUGACGCUUUUUUAAAGUAACCCUUUUGGGCUUGGGGAUGCCUGCCGAAGAGGGAAGUUUCGUUUCUCCUCAGAAGAGUUUCCCUGUAUCUGCCAGAUGGACUAAACAGGCUUUGCCUCCUAUUUAUUUUUUGCUUAUUGGGACUAACUGGGUAUCCGCAAAAGGUGGCCCUACCUAGGGAGCUAAUCCUUAGGCUAGGUGAGUUUACGCCGGAGAGGUAAGCUAGUGGUUUGUCCUUUAUGGUCUUAUAAUUUUAGCUUCAACUUACCCAGUCUCAAAUAUAACUAUCCAUCUUUGAUAACGGUGAAUAUUAUUAAUAUAUUUUAUCAUCAUUCCGAUACAAUUGUAAUGCGAUUUACAAUUAUAUUGCAUCGCUAUAGACUUAAAAUAUUUUUUUUGGGAAAAUUUAAUAUAUAAUACUUUCAAAUUUAAUUUUUUAAAAAAAAUAUUUUAACUCCAUCCUUGAUCAAACAAUGGCGAUCUGCUCCGUCAAAGAUGGGGGAAUUGGGAGAAGUAACUAAAGCUCUACUUCAGUCCGAUGUCAAUGUCAAUUAUGUUAAAAGGCUUAGAGAUCAGGUUUUGCUACAAGUUAAUGUAGAAUCAGACGCAGCGGGCACAAAUAAGCGAAAACUAAUCCAGCGUGCAGUUGUGGGCGAGCUUCAAAGUAUGUUGGAGUCAGAAAAGAAGCCUUAUCAGAUGAAAAAAGGAAAAAUCAAUGUAGUUAUGUUUGUCGGUCUCCAGGGUUCAGGUAAAACCACAACUUGUGCCAAAUACGCUUAUAACUACCUCAGAAAAGGCUGGCGAGUUGGACUUGUAUGUGCUGAUACUUUCAGAGCAGGUGCUUUUGAUCAGUUAAAACAAAAUGCAACAAGAAUUAAAGUCCCGUUCUAUGGCUCAUACACAGAAACUGACCCUGUAAAAAUCGCUCAAGAAGGUGUUGAAUAUUUCAGGUCACAGAAUUACGAUCUGAUUAUUGUCGAUACCUCUGGUCGUCAUAGACAGGAAGCUGCAUUAUUCGAAGAAAUGGAGCAAGUAGAAGCUGCAAUUAAUCCUGAUGAAGUUAUUUUUGUUAUGGAUUCAAGUAUUGGGCAAAGUUGUUAUACUUCCUGAAAGCAAUUUCUGACAUUAAUAAAUUUUAUAGGUUAAUUUUAUAUAUAAAAUAGGAAUUUUAAUAUAAAUUUUUUAAAAUUAGCUUUACUGUGAAGUAUAUGACCAAGCAUUAGCUUUCAAAAAAUCAGUCAAAGUCGGAAGUGUCAUUGUCACAAAACUUGACGGCCAUGCCAAAGGUGGAGGAGCUUUAAGUGCUGUUGCAGCUACCGAAUCCCCUAUUAUUUUUAUCGGUACAGGAGAGCAAUUUGAUGAUUUCGAGCAGUUUGAAGCAAAAAGCUUUAUUAGAAGACUUCUUGGACUUGGAGAUAUUGACAGGCUUUUUAGUGUCGUUCAAGAAGCAAUCCCUAAAGAAAAGCAGCCAGAAUUAAUGAAUAAAAUUAGUCAAGGAAAAUUCAGUUUGCGAGACAUGUACGAGCAAUUCCAAACAGUCCUUAAAAUGGGUUCAAUCAGCCAGCUCAUGUCAAUGAUCCCAGGCAUGAAUUCUGGACUAUUAGAAAAAGGCAACGAAAAAGAAGGAAUUGCAAGAAUCAAAAGAUUUAUGUGCAUGAUGGACUCUAUGACUGACGAUGAGCUUGAUGGCAAAUCCUCAAUGGUUCCUUCAAGAAUCACAAGGGUUGCAAGAGGAUCUGGAACCUCGGUCAGAGAAGUCACACUUCUGCUUGAAGAACAUAAAAGAUUUGCAAAAAUGGUGGGCAAAAUGGGGAAAAUGAGCUUAGGCAAGGCCAACGACAUGCAAAACUUCAUGAGAAACCCUCAACAAAUGAUGAGAAAAGUCCAGUCUGCAAUUGACCCAAAAAUGAUGAAACAGCUUGGAGGGACACAAAACAUGAUGCAAAUGAUGAAAGAAAUGAGCAAAAUGGACAUGUCAGAAAUGAUGAGUCAGCUGGGACGUGGCAAAAAGAAGACCAAAAGAUAA